Rotaria sordida is the source of this 273-nucleotide messenger RNA. NCBI's taxonomy places the organism in Eukaryota, Metazoa, Rotifera, Eurotatoria, Philodinida, Philodinidae. The record is from the annotation of a GenBank genome assembly.
AUGCUUGAUAAUGUAAUAGAUUUAUUGGAUAUUACCAACGAGUUACAAGACAAUGAAGAAGAUGAUGAUCAACAACAGGCUGAAAUUGAUAUUCCAAUAUCUUCUAUGAUUGAUACAACAACAACAACUAAUCUGAUUCAACCAACAAUAUCUUAUUACAGCAAUUACAAAUCCAUCGAAGAUUCUUCUUCAAAGCGUCGAUGUUGGACUAUUCAAGAAAAACUAAAUGCUAUCAAUGCAUUUAAAAAAAUGCAAAAAUAUUUCUCUAGUUAG